AUGUCUCUCUCCUCCCUCUCGGCGGCCUUCCGCUGCCUCUCCUUCACACCCCGACGAGCUUUCUCAACAACACUGCCCGCGCAGACCACCAAACAACUCCCCGAACACAUCCCUCCCUACCCCUAUGGACCCAAUCUCUGGUACAAGCAAUCCAACACCGGUCUGUACGGCGGCGCGAUGAUCCAAUUCGGCAACAAGAUCUCCAAGGGUCGCAACAAGGGCAAGACGCGACGGUCCUGGAAACCCAACGUCCGCCGGAAGAAGUUCUACAGCGAUGCCCUGGAAGAACACCUCUUUAUCAAGGUCACGCGGCGCGCACUGCGCACAAUCUACAAGGCCGGCAGUCUGGACAACUAUCUGUUGGAUGACCGGCCAGCCCGGAUUAAGGAAAUGGGGAUCUUCGGGUGGGAAUUGCGGUGGAAGAUUAUGCAGACGCCCAAGAUCCAGGAGCAAUUUAAGGAACAGCGGAAAAAGUUGGGGCUUCCGGAACCACUGUCGUUGGAGGAAUGGAUGAAGGCGAAGGAGGAGGAGAUCCAGGAGCAGGUCGACAAGUAUCUGGAUAUCAAGGAGCUCACGAAGCCGACGGUGAAGAAUGCCAACUCGGUCCGCAGGGAGGACUAG
Messenger RNA from Penicillium riverlandense, 621 nucleotides. RefSeq names its product mitochondrial 54S ribosomal protein bL28m. The record is from RefSeq and is a predicted model, not a curated record. Gene Ontology annotation, molecular function: structural constituent of ribosome. Gene Ontology annotation, cellular component: mitochondrial large ribosomal subunit. Bases 1 to 621 code for a protein of 206 amino acids. NCBI's taxonomy places the organism in Eukaryota, Fungi, Ascomycota, Eurotiomycetes, Eurotiales, Aspergillaceae. The transcript has a single exon.